Messenger RNA from Neoarius graeffei (lesser salmon catfish), 5024 nucleotides. RefSeq names its product intermediate filament family orphan 2b (gene iffo2b). Bases 479 to 1891 code for a protein of 470 amino acids. The transcript is spliced from 9 exons. The record is from RefSeq and is a predicted model, not a curated record. Lineage: Eukaryota; Metazoa; Chordata; Actinopteri; Siluriformes; Ariidae.
AGAGAAAUAGAGCAAUCUGGCAACACCGUGCUUGUGCCUUGCGUUUUUUUUUUUUUUUGCGUGUGAGCGUGUGCGUGUCCGGUGCCGGGGGGCGGAGCGGCUGAUGCGGCGGGUGCAGUGGGUCCGGUUCAAGAGCUGCACUCGGACCCAGAGUUGCGCUGGGAUAUAAACACGAGUGCGCGUUUUAAAGCGUUCUGUCGGCUCUCAGGAGGGACUGGAACCCGAUCCCAUCCGGAUACUGCGGCAAGCUGAACAGCAUCUCCUGAGUUUGGGUCACGAGCUUUUCUGUCGCAUCCCAGUGCAGACUCAGGGAAAUGAACCGACUCCGAGUCGACUCGAAAAUGAGGAUUUUUUUUUUUUAUGAUUAUUGCGACAAAACGGAAUGAUCAGUAACUAUGGUGACGGUUGAUUUUGCGGAUGUGUCCUGUCUGACCCGGAGUCUCAGGCUGUGUUAGCGACCUUGUGUGGAGGGACAGUUAUGAACUCGCUGCUUUUCGGGGACGUGUUAGGAGCCGGGAUGCUCGCGGCGCUGCCCGGAAGCGGUACCGGCGCGCUGAGCGAUGACCUGGGCUCCAACAUCCACGUGCUGAAGACGCUGAACCUGCGCUUCCGCCGCUUCCUGGCCCGCGUGCACGAGCUGGAGCGCAGGAACCGGGCGCUGGAGGGCCAGCUGAAGCUCGCCGCGGCGCGGAGGGACACCUAUCACGCGCUGUUCACGCGCGACGUGGCCGUGCAAACCGACUCCACCGAGCCGAGGCUGCCGGGCACCAUAUGGAGCUUCACGCACGUGCGGCGGCGCGGAGAGCGCGUGGAGACGCUGCACGGGCCCGGGGUGUCGUGGUCGCACCCGGACGGCGUGGGCGUGCAGAUAGACACCAUCACACCCGAGCUCAGGGCGAUCUACAACUUCCUGGCCAAAGUCAAGCGCGAACGGGAUGAGUACAGGAGCAAGUGGCAGGAGGAGCUGUCUAGACGAGAGCAGAUGGAAACGAUGCUGGAGUCACUGCAUGAGAGCGCUCAGGAGUCAGAGGCCAUUCAGGAAGAACUGAGGAAUAAAGUGGAGAGGUUAAAGGCUGAGCUGGUGGUCUUCAAAAGCCUCAUGAGUGAUCAAAUGUCUGACCUGGACACGAAAAUCCAGGAGAAAGCCAUGAAAGUUGACAUGGACAUCUGCAGGAGAAUCGACAUCACGGCGAAACUCUGUGAUGUGGCACAACAGAGAAAUUCUGAAGACAUAAUGUUCAACGUCAGUCCAUCCAGGGCCUCAGCGGGGCCUGUGGCCUGCAGGAAAAAAGAAAAGAAGACCUUGUCAGAUGAGGAAAACUCUGAGAUGGAUGCAGAUCCAAGCACGUCGGAAGAGGAAGCAGCCGGAUCACUGAACAUUACGGACGAAAUGAAGCGUGUGCUCAAUCAGCUGCGCGAGACUUUUGACAUCGACGAUGAUUGUGACAGUCUGACAUGGGAAGAAAACGAGGAGACGCUGCUGCUGUGGGAGGACUUCACCAACUACAACGUGCCGUUCAUCAGCACCACAACCAACGGUGCAGACUGUGGAGGAGGCAGCCAGGAAGCUGACUGCAGUCUGGGAAGUCUCAUCGAUGAGACCGAGACGCUCUUCAAGACCAGGGAAGAGGAGUACCAGGCAACAAUCGGCCAGAUCGAGAUGGAAUUGGCUACAGCUAAGAGUGACAUGAAUCGGCACCUUCACGAGUACAUGGAAAUGUGCAGUAUGAAGAGAGGGUUGGAUGUCCAAAUGGAGACGUGCAGGAGAAUGAUCAAGGGGGGGAGAAACUCUCCAUCCUUCAGCUCAGGGGCGAGCAGUGACUCAGGGAACACUGACGAGAUCCAGGAUGAGUCAGACAAGGACGGAGACACAGAGGGGGCAAUCAGCUGAUAUUUACCCAGCCGGGUCACACCCUCCCCUCACCGAGCUCCUAUCAGCUCCAAGGCCACUCAGCAUUCGGCCAGCGGUAUCGAGCAGGACUGGUCCAAAGGAUCACUAAUGGACAGGUCCUAUUUUCCUGUAGGUGCUUUAAAGUCUCCUUUCUAGUAUGGAAGCUGAAGAGGGACGUUCUUGAGCAUUGUGCCUCUGCACUGAUGUCCUAGGGUGUUCUGUCAGUCAAAUCAACCUCACCAAUCACAAGCUUCACAGAGUAGGCAAGCCAAACCGUACCAUUUAAACAACAAUUCAGUAUCAGUAUCAAGACCCUACGCAACUUUACUGUCAUAAAGAGCCAUUUCGCAUGUACAUGUAUGAGCCUUUUCGAGUGGGUGGGAUAGCCAUUGGGAUGCCAGAAUGAUUAUUAUAUUUUGUCUUUUCUACAGUGCUGUAUUAUUCAGAAGGCAGAACAGCUUGGAUGGCCUUUUUGCUGCCUCGAAACACUAAUUAACAAAAACCCAAUAGCGUGUGUGGACAGAAUGCAGCACAGUUAAAGCUAUCUCUAAGGUCUAUGCAAACGGUUAGCCUUAUUUCAUGUUUUCAUGUUCUCUGAUGGUCUGUGUAUUCCGAUUGCCAUCUUCAAUUGGGAAGACAGUUCUCGCCAUUACUCCGAGUGCUUCUAGAGGAAACCGUGAGGCCUGUAAUGUUUACAAGCUCAAAGGAGGGAGCUGUGGUGCGGUAUAGGUGCCUACUCAAGAGCACUCCACUUCAAAAACAUAACCGGUUCUGUGUCCGAAUAUCAUAAUUUUGGAUUGAAAAGAGCUAUGUGCCUGAUCUUAUGACUAGACUUUUUGAUUUUGAUGGCCUUAAAUGCACUUGCUUGCUUCUUUUUUGUUGUUGUUGUUGUUGUUGUUGUUUUUAACAAAUUCUAGCCUACUGUACGUAUUCGCUCUGAUCGACUUCUUGUUGUUUUAUAUGUUUUAACGUUUUUUGCUGUUUUUUCCAAAGAUGAAGCUGCCUUAUUUUGUUAAGCAGCUUGAAUGAUAAAGAGCUUUCAGGUAGCAAUUGUGUUAGUAAAAUGGACGUUUUUGUUCAGCGCAGGUUACUAUUACAACUACUAAUAUAUUAAUUUAGUGAUGAUGAUGAUGACCAAGCAGAUACGCCAGCAUAAUAUCGAACGUCUCACAUUUUUGGCCAGCAGAGGAAAAUUUUCCAUUAAGUUUAUCUCUGUAACUGGUAUCAAGAUGGCUAUUUGUAUUUCCAUAAUAAGAAUAUUGUUAUUUUUGCCUUUUUGUUCAUAUUUGACCUUUUGGCAUUUAAGGUGUAUACACAUAUUUUCAAACAUAUAUAUAUAUAUAUAUUUUUUUUUUCAUAUUCAUUUAUAUUAUGUAAUUUAUGGUUUCUCUAGGGUUAAUUUCGGUUCCUAUUUAAACUGUUUGUUUGUGUUAAAAGGAGGUCCUGACAUUAAUAGCAAAUGAUUUGUUGCACAGCGAAAACGAUUCAAACGUUGUACAAAACAUGCGCAAAAUCCAAUUGCAAUCAUUUGAGCCUCCAUAAUACACAAAGAUUAAUCCGUCACAUUUAGCUUUGUAUUAUACUUCUAAAAAGUCAUAUUAUGGAAUUUCAUAUGAAAGAAAUCAAAGACCUGCUCAAGGGUUUUGUAUGAAUUUCUUUUUUUUUUCUUUUUUUUAACAAUAUUCAGGGUCAUUUGGAUGCUUUCUCUGGUAAAUAAGUCAUGUACUAAUCAAAAUGUUGCCUUUUAGCCUCAAACAAUGCUUCUUUUUAUAUUCUUUAACACAAUAACAGGAACAUCAUACGACAUUUCUUUGUACCAGGCCCAACAAGAGAAAUCUCAGUAGUAACCUCCUUUUUGUAAUUACUGAAAUGUGAAAAUAACGGGUUUACAUGAACGUAAAAGAGAUAUCAGAAAAGACUGUCGAGUUUAAAGGUGCAGUUUGUAAAAUUAUAGAUCUUUAGCAAUUAUACUGUAUAACUAUUAGACAAUUUCAAAUUUCAUACCUUUCCAACUUCAUAACUGACAUUUGCCACAUUGGCAUGCAACAGAUCUUCAUUAUUUAAUGCAUCUGUUGACGUUUCAUCUGGCCCUGAAAUUUGAAACGGAGCUGCUCGGGUAUGUCCGUCUUCCUUCAAAGGCAACUUGUAGGGGUAUAUACCAUAGAUUCAGCAGGGGAUUUGUUGGGUUGAGGGGAAGAGAAAGGCUCGUCAGUUUUUACUCCAGUUCCAGAAGGUGCGAUAGAUUACAAACUGCUCCUUUAAGUGCAUGUUACAGUGAUAAAUGAGUGUUAAGUGUUGUGACCAAGAGGCUGUGAGUUCACAUCCCAGAGUUGCCACUGAUGUGUUCUUGAGCAAGGUCUGACAAGUAGCAGUAAAGAGAUGGCCUGAAACACCUUGUUGUUGUUGCUUCUCUCGGAAAUGUCUUUGCAUCGUUUCGUGUGCCACGUUCACUCUUCCUCUUCUCAUUUGAAAUCCUGAUACCUCAAUCACUGAAUAUACAUUAUAUCCAUGUAGACACAUCAUCUGUAGUAUAAAGAGCUUCCGUGUGCAAUAUUGUGCAUUCCAGUACUGUGUUUAACACACCGUUAUCGACUUCUCCUCACCACUUGCCUAUUAAUUAUUAAGCAAACAUGACCCAGAAGCUGACUGUAAAUGUUGAGUCAAACUAUACAUACUCGAUAUUCUUAAAAGAAAUAUCAAGUAUAAUAUGCUUCGUCAGAGACUGUUUUGCGAGCAUUUUUGAAUUACACCCAAGCCAAAAAGUACUUGAGCUCCCCUAAAAGCAUGUGGAAGGGAGGGGGGGGGAGGCAUAAAAAGCAAUAAUUUAUUCAAGGUAUAUUAAACCCGUCUAUCCUAAGGCAAAGGAGUUUCUUUUCUAUUUGUUGACCAUAAAUUAAAGCUGCAUGCAAUUUAAAUUCUUAUGAGCUCUUAGUGGAAUUGGUGGAAUUUUAUCAUUUUUUAGAGAAUUCAUAUUUCAAAUCUGUGUAAUCUGUUUAUGACAAUGAGAAUAUGCUACUCCAAGGGGAAAAAAAAAAAACUUUAAAAUGAACAAUACCACUCUAAUGCCGCUUUUCCACUACCAACGCGGCUGAGCCGUGCCGUGCUGAGUCGGGCUGAGUCGAGCUGAGCAGGG